This is a messenger RNA of Arvicanthis niloticus (Nile rat), 741 nucleotides long. Its product is annotated as olfactory receptor 3A1-like. Gene Ontology annotation, molecular function: G protein-coupled receptor activity; olfactory receptor activity. Gene Ontology annotation, biological process: G protein-coupled receptor signaling pathway. Lineage: Eukaryota; Metazoa; Chordata; Mammalia; Rodentia; Muridae. Gene Ontology annotation, cellular component: membrane. The record is from RefSeq and is a predicted model, not a curated record.
AUGACAACGGUUGGGGGCAACCUGAGCAUCCUGGCAGCGGUCUUGGUGGAACCCAAACUCCACACUCCCAUGUACUUCUUCCUGGGGAAUCUUUCAGUGAUGGAUGUGGGGUGCAUCAGUGUUACUAUUCCCUCCAUGUUGGUUAGGCUCUUGGCCCACAAGCUUACAGUUCCGUAUAGAGCCUGCCUCACACAGCUCUUCUUCUUCCAUCUGCUGGCUGGGGUUGACUGCUUCCUGUUGACAGCCAUGGCUUAUGACCGCUUUCUGGCCAUCUGCCGGCCCCUCACUUACAGCACCCGAAUGAACCAUUCAGUCCAGAGGAUCUUAGUGGCCUCGUCCUGGGCUUGUUCCUUCGGCAAUGCACUGAGCCACACUGUCGCCAUGUCCACACUUCACUUCUGUGGCCCCAAUGUGAUCGAUAACUUCUACUGUGACCUUCCCCAGCUCUUCGAACUGUCCUGCUCCAGUACCCAGCUCAAUGAGCUGCUGCUCUUUGCACUGAGUUUCAUAAUGGCAGGAACCCCCAUGGCACUCAUUUUUACCUUUUACAUACACAUGAGAGCUACAGUUCUGAAAAUCUGCUCUGCUGAAAGCAGGAAGAAAACCUUCUCCACAUGCAGCUCUUACCUUACUGUAGCUGCCAUAUUUUAUGGCACAGGUGUUUUUGCCUACAUGAGACUCAGUUCCAUCAAACUUUCAGAUAAGGAUAAAGCUAUUUGGGAUUUUCAACACUGUCAUUAA